UACAUUUUCAACUGUCUUUGUCUGUGAUAACAUUACAAAUCAAUUUUGAACCCUAAAACCGAAUAACAUCAAAAAAUAUGAGUGACACAAAAUGGGCGUGUCUUAUAGCAAAACCGAAAAACGGUAUUGGCUGCACGGCGCGCGUAGUAAUACAUUGCAUGUGCUAAAUAAAAAAAGUAGUGGUUUUGAAAUGUUUUCUUUUCGCACACAAAAUGAAUGAAAAUUAAAAUGAGCAUGUAAAGGUUACCAUUUAAAAUAAAAUUUAUAGAAAAAUAUCUUAAUAUGCAAUUUAAAUAUUUUAUAUAAACGGCUCGUCUGCUGAUGAAUAGAUUUCUUAUAAUGAUCGUCUGCUGAUCACUUCAUUUUUUAUUUCGAUCGAAUGCAGCCACCAUGAACGACGAUAUAUCAGAUGCGGUAAAAUAUGGCGAUUUUGAAGUAUUUAGUGGGGAUAAUUAUGAAGCCCUCCUGCCAGAAUUAAAAUUAGAAGGUUUUGAUUCUGAUUUUGACAAUUUUCUAUCCGAAAUGGUCGUUUCGGACUUCGAUAUAACAUUAACCCAACAGGCAUUUGCCGAUUUGAAAAAAUCCGAUGAUCCCGGGUUGCCAGCCCCAGAAACGCCAACAAGUACUCGUUUUGCCAAGCUUUCCGACGACGAAAUUAAAGGAUUUCAGGAACUCACACAAUCAAAGGCUACAAAACAAAGCACCAAAUGGGGUUUAAAGAUUCUUACAGAUUGGCAUAUUGAAACGUUUGGAGUCCCUCUAGAUCUGGCUGAGAUUUGCGAGGAGGAUCUGGCGAAAAAACUCAGUCGCUUUUACUGUGAAGCAAAACCCCAAAACCCGAAAAAGGAGCAUACCUCCGAAUAUCAUAAAAAUACCAUGAAAGCAAUCAGAGCCGCCAUACACAGGCAUUUAUCCGACAUCGGUCGAAAUAUAGACAUUGUAAACGAUAAAGCAUUCAAAACAGCAAAUAAAAGUUUGACCGGUCUCAUGAAGCAUAGAAUGGUCACUGGAACUUCUCGCCCUACAACUCAUAAGGAGAUCAUUCACAAAUCAGAUUUACAGAAAAUUUCUGCUUACCUUGAGAGUGCAUAUUCUUCUCCAGUCAAUCUGCGACUUGCAAUGUGCAUGAAACAAAACAAAAAAACUAUCAAGGUGGCAUUCACAAACUUGAAGCACUGA
Magallana angulata is the source of this 1179-nucleotide messenger RNA. RefSeq lists its product as uncharacterized. The coding region runs from base 391 to 1179 and encodes 262 amino acids. Lineage: Eukaryota; Metazoa; Mollusca; Bivalvia; Ostreida; Ostreidae. The record is from RefSeq and is a predicted model, not a curated record. The transcript has 3 exons.